Staurois parvus is the source of this 539-nucleotide messenger RNA. NCBI's taxonomy places the organism in Eukaryota, Metazoa, Chordata, Amphibia, Anura, Ranidae. The record is from the annotation of a GenBank genome assembly.
CUGGCUCCUCCCCUUCAUUCUAGCGCAGGUGUACCGGCUCCUCCCCUCCAGUCUUGCACAGGUGUAUCGGCUCCUCCCCUUCAGUCUAGCGCAGGUGUACUGGCUCCUCCCCUUCAGUCUAGCGCAGGUGUACCGGCUCCUCCCCUCCAGUCUUGUUCAGGUGUACCAGCUCCUCCUCUUCAGUCUUGCACAGGUGUACCAGCUCCUCCCCUCCAGUCUUGCACAGGUGUACCGGCUCCUCCCCUUCAGUCUUGCACAGGUGUAACGGCUCCUCCCCUUCAGUCUUGCACAGGUGUACCGGCUCCUCCCCUUUAGUCUUGCACAGGUGUACUGGCUCCUCCCCCUCAGACUUGCACAGGUGUACCAGCUCCUCCCCUUCAGUCUUGCACAGGUGUGCCAGCUCCUCCCCUUCAGUCUUGCACAGUUGAACCAGCUCCUCCCCUUCAGUCUUGCACAGGUGUACCGGCUCCUCCCCUUCAGUCUUGCACAGGUGUGCCAGCUCCUCCCCUUCAGUCUUGCAAAGAUGUACUGGCUCCUCC